AUGGAUUCUAAAAUUAUAUUUUCAAGAUAAGUUACAAUAGAAGAUUGGAAACAAGAUAAAUUAUCCUCAUAAAUAGUUCUUAUUCUUGGAGUAGGAGGCAUUGGCUCUGUAGCAGUUACUAACCUACUCAGAUUAGGAGUUAAGAAAAUCUUUAUUGUGGAUUAUGAUCACGUCGAACUUCAUAAUCUAAAUAGAUAAACACUCUUUUCAAAGUAAAAUCAAACAUAUCUAUUAUAGUAAAGAUGUGAAUCAAUAGAAAGUCAAGGCUGCUUUUGAAAAUGCUUCAUUUCAUAACGUAGGCAAGGCUGAGAUUUAAAUGUUUGAUUUAGAUGCUGUAAAAAACUGGGAUAAAAUUGUUGAGCUGGCUUCUUAAUCAACUGCAAUUUUCAACUGUAUUGACUAUGGAGAUUAUUGGGAUGCUGCAGUACAAAGUCUAAGUCUUUAUUACAAAAUUCCAAUGGUCAUAGCAGGAAGUUUUGCUCAAUCUUUCAUGGCAGAAAUAUAUCUUGGAACACCUUGUUAUGCAUGCAUGACAGAUGGUCUUAAGGAAGAGUAUUUGAAUCAAAUCACUCAGGAGAAAAUUACAUAGCUCAAAGACAUUUCUUUCCUACCCUCAAAUAAUAAGCCAUAAGGUUAAUCUCAUCAAGUAUUGUGUUCUACAGCUGGUAACUUUGCGACAUAAUUACUAUUAAAUUAUUUAAACGAAUAGGCUGAUAGCCAAACAAGCAAGUAUACUAUUCCUUUUUUAUAAUUUUAGAAAAGUUUUGUUUUAUUUGACUACCUUUGAAGUAGUUAUUUUUCCUGUAUUUUCAAAGAAUAACUGCCAUCUCUGUAAAUAUUAAGAACCUGCAAAAGAGUAGCAAAUCUAAGCAACAGAACCUGCAAAAGAAUAAUAAAUAUAGGCAACAGAAACAGAAAAAGAGUAAUAGGUGUAGGUACCGGAACUUGAAAAAGAGCAAUAAAUAUAAGCAACAGAAACUGAGAAAGAGUAACAAGAAUAAGCAACAGAAUCUAUUCAAAAAAAAAAUUGA
This is a messenger RNA of Paramecium octaurelia, 1031 nucleotides long. NCBI's taxonomy places the organism in Eukaryota, Ciliophora, Oligohymenophorea, Peniculida, Parameciidae. The record is from the annotation of a GenBank genome assembly.